Messenger RNA from Symbiodinium sp. CCMP2592, 1605 nucleotides. Lineage: Eukaryota; Dinophyceae; Suessiales; Symbiodiniaceae. The record is from the annotation of a GenBank genome assembly.
AUGCUGGCCGUGCUCAACUCUGCAUUUAUUUCACUUUUGGAAAUCUGCCUCACUGGGCAAGAAGUCGUGCAUGGGGGUGGUGGCACUGCCAGUUUUCCAAUGAAGCUUUUGGCUAAAGUGCCGGCGGGUGCAUCGUUUUUGAUGGCCCGUGUUCUGGAUGUAUUUUUUGGUAGAACAUCGUCACUGAACUUUGCAGAUGGUGUGCCGUGCAUUUCUAGCUGCGGUGCGUUCGCUCUGAAGGCACAUUUCAAGACACUGGUCGCCGAUGAGAAGGCUCUCAAGGAGGCCUGGUCGCUGAAGGGUGCCAGCGGCACAAAGCCUUGCUAUGAGUGUGCAAACGUGGUUGGGCAUUGCGCGAAAGAAGAUGUGAAUCCAGCAGGCUGGCUGCAACAUAUCACCUGCGCCGACAGGUCGAAGUUCCACGCCCACACGGAAAGCAGCUUCCGGAACAUGGCCAACAAUUUGGGGGCUGCCAGAACAGCCAGCGAACGCAACAAGCUUUCCCAGGCCUACGGUUUGACCUACCACUCUGACGGCCUCCUUCGGGAUGGGUUUUGGGGUGAGAAAGUGAGCCCGAUCAGACAGAGUUGCUGGGACUGGAUGCACGUGAUUGUUGCAUCUGGUGGUGUCGCUGCGUAUGAAUGCAACUCCUUCCUGUUGGAGCUGAAACGGCAAGGCAUUCCUUUGUCCACUUGGGAUGCAUUUGCUGGCAAAUGGAAUUUGCCGAAAGCCCGUGAUUCGCUGAGUGCUUCAUUUUUCCAAGAUCGUAUUCAAGAAGAUGGCGAGCCCUUGAGAGCAUUUGCAGGAGAAAUGUUGGAUGUAGUUGUGUUUCUGGACAUGUUUCAGCAACAUGCCCUGAAGCCACAGGGCAACCUGCCCCGACAUUGCAGAUGCCUGGAGCUGCUGGCCAGGAUUCUUGAGAUUCUGCUCAAAGGCGACCGGGCCGUUUCUCAUGUGGACGAAUUGGAGGCAUGCGUGGAUGAACAUGCGACCCUAUUCGUGGAGUUGUACGAGCACUGCGCCAAACCAAAAUUUCAUAUGCUCUUUCACAUCAGCAGUGCACUGCGGAGAUUUGGCAAUCUUUCUUGCUGGGGACCAGAGCGGAAACAUCGUGUUGUGAAGUCUUUGGUUGGCUCUUCCGUGGCCAAUGAGUUGCAGAACAACCUUGCCGUGCGAGCAUGCGGCCAGGAUUUGAAAGCAAUAGAAGAAGGUGUGUUUGAACCGACCGCUUUGGCCAGUCCUCUGACCGACCUUCAUUGGGCUGUGGAUCUGUUAGCUCCUGUCCUUGAUGGUGCGCAGCAUGUGCAGAGAUCCAGGAAGCUGUAUACAUCCCGUGGGUCCGUGUUUUGCGGUGAUGUGUUGUGGAGUCGAUGCCUGCAUGUGACUUAUCAAGUGAAGGCUUGCCUGAUGGCUGUAGAUCAUGAAGGCCGGAAGCAUUUCCUUUUUCAUGUCAGUGAGCACAAAAGAGUCAAAGGCAAUCGCUUCGACGAAGCUGGAACAUUGGGACUUAUCUUCUACGAGGAGGAUCUUGUCCCAGUGCAGUACAGUGUGUCACUGGCUAGACAGAUUGUCAUCUACACUGGCACAAUGCUCGGGGAAGUCUGA